CGCACACGGAGCUCGGUCGGUACAGCAACGAAAAUGGACGGAACCCCCGGAAGCGAGAAGAUCAUGUACACGACGGCCACGGGCGCGUUCUUUGGCGCCGCCAUUGGCUCAGUCGAGUCCGUGUGGUCCAUCCCGAAGCUUGGCGCCAAGCUGCCCAAGUUGUCAAACCAGCUCAAGCACCUCGGCACGCGCUCGCUCGUGUUCGCUGCUGUCGGUUGUAUCUUCUCCACGGGUGAAUACGUGUCAGCCUUGAUUCGACAGAAGGAGGACCCAGUCAAUGCUGCUGUGGGCGGCGCUCUGGUUGGCGUUGUGCCCGGAAUUGUGAAGCAGAGCAUGCGCGUGGGUGUUGGUGCGGGUGUUGCUGCUGGUGCGGCUAUGGCCGCUGCGUCGUACUGGCAAUCAUCCCAGGACUCGGCUUUCGAUAAAUACGCUGCUGCCCACCACGCUCGCCGCGCCUAAGUUUGUGGGAGCGAGAUAGGUAGCGGCAAACGCAGCAAAUCAGUGAAAUGAGGAAGAACACAUGACCACAUUUUAACAGCUUCGUCUGUUUGCUUGUCCUGCAUAUGGGUACCAUUCCCAGUACUUGGGCCGUCUAGAAGCGA
Phytophthora infestans T30-4 is the source of this 602-nucleotide messenger RNA. RefSeq lists its product as uncharacterized. Gene Ontology annotation, biological process: mitochondrial respiratory chain complex I assembly. Bases 34 to 459 code for a protein of 141 amino acids. The record is from RefSeq and is a predicted model, not a curated record. NCBI's taxonomy places the organism in Eukaryota, Oomycota, Peronosporomycetes, Peronosporales, Peronosporaceae. The transcript has 5 exons.